AAGCCAGUUCAAAGGGCUGUAGGACUAGUAAAAUGGAAGGAAAAAUAUAAGUUAAAAUUAAAAUAGAUUAGCGUGUAAGUGGAAAGUGGUUUGUGUAGAAAUUUGUUGAAAAGGAGACGUAGACGACGACUACGACUGGUACAAGAUGCCUGGCAAGGUGGGUGUAAAGAUAAAGGCGGCACGGAAUUUGCCUGUGAUGGACAAGAGCAGUGAGACAACAGAUGCUUUUGUGGAAAUCAAAUUGGCCUCCGUAACCCACAAGACAGAUGUCUUCCGCAAGAGCUUGAAUCCCACUUGGAAUACAGACUGGUUUCGUUUUGAGGUGGAUGACGCCGAGUUACAGGAUGAACCACUUCAAAUUCGUUUGAUGGAUUAUGAUACCUAUUCAGCUAACGAUGCAAUUGGCAAGGUAAAUAUCAGUCUGAAUCCCCUGUGUCUGGAGAGUUCUAGUCAAGCUGGCCAUGGCAAAGGCUCUGUGCUGUCAGGAUGGAUUCCAGUUUUCGAUACAAUGCAUGGCAUACGCGGCGAAAUUAAUGUAAUAGUUAAAGUGGAUCUAUUUUCGGAUGUCAACAAGUUUAGGCAAAGCUCUUGCGGUAUUCCCUUCUUCCACUCCCAAUGUGUGCCAUUUGGUUAUCGUGCCCAGGUGAUUCAUGGUUUUGUUGAAGAACUGGUGGUCAAUGAUGACCCAGAAUAUCAAUGGAUUGAUAAAAUACGCACUCCCCGUGCUUCCAACGAGGCCCGACAGGUGGUCUUUCUUAAGCUUUCAGGACAAGUACAAAGGAAAAUGGGUCUAAAGGCCAUUAAUUUGGGUGCGAAUGCAGUGAUUGGCUAUACCCAAUGUUUUGAUCUAGAGGGUGAUGUGGGUGUAGUGGCUCGAGGAGUUGGCACAGCCGUCACACUCAUCAAAGACACCAGCAGCAGCCAGCCAAAUAGUGCUGAUGUGGCGCUAAUUGAAGAACUUGCCCAAAAGUACCUAGAUUUUCUCAACUGUUCAGGGGCAAGCAGCUCAAGUUUGAUGACUCCAUGUCGCCUGAAUAUAUACAAACCUCAAAAGCCAAGUGCGACAUCGAUGUUCUAUUUGGAGAGCGCUAGCUCGGAUACCGAAGAUGCGGAAAUUAUGCAGAAUCUUAUCCAACAAGAGGAUGAGCGAGGUGAACGUUCGCGACGUGAAAAGAAAUUAAGGCAUCGCAUGAGACGUUUGACUCUAUCGUCGAAGAAUUUGUUUAGCGAGAAAUAUGCCACAUUGUUGCGCCGCAUAGAACCCAAAAUACCAGAGAAUGCCACACAAUCGCUGACCAGCAUAUUUGGUGGUCUACCCAGUCCUGGUCAUAGCUCGAAUGGCUCCCGUGGACGACGCCGCAGAGCCCAAUCCCGAUUCGCAUUAAGUCGUAAGGGUACUCAACCAAAUAUUGUGCGAUCCAUAAGCAAUGAUACGGGAGUUAGACCAACAAGUGCCCAUCAUUUAACUGUCCCCUUGCUGGCUGAUUAUCAAGAAAAUACACGCUCGGCUCCCGAUUUGGGUCCAUUGGAAGAGGACUCGACGUAUCUAAGCGAUUCCAGUGAAGAUUCUCUGCAGUUGGGUGUUCUAAUUGCAGCGCCAAAGAGCCAGAAUUCAAUUGAUGAUGAGUUGCAAGACAAUUGGAUAAAACCGGGUGAAACCCGAAGCUGCGAGAAUAGUCAAUUGGACUUGAAGGCAGGCGAAUCCAAGCCAUAUCAUAUAUUGAAAGAAUUGAAAAAUUUCUCCCAUUGCUUAAGAAAUAUGUUGUAUCCCAGGGCAAGUAAGGAUAACGAAAUUAUUGCUUACAAUAGGAAACCUUCUUUGGUAUUAAGUUUGGAGCGUAAAACCUAUUACAGCUCUCAGCCAGAAUUACCCACUUGUUCCGAUAAUAAUGAAGGCAAUAGAAAACUUAGUCAAUCAGUUUCAAUGUUGCAAUUGAAUGAUUUACCCAGUUAUGAAAUAAAAAGUCAGAAAAAAGAAGUGGAGGAUGCCAUCAGAGAGAAGGAGGCAGCAUUUAAAUCACAGUCCUUAACUCCUGUACCCGAGUUGCGUGUUUGUCCUUCGUCACCUCAAUCAACGCCCACGAAAGCUGAGCUAGUUAGCCAUACCUUUGACCAACCACAACAACGUUUAGAUCAUUUUGUAUAUAUCUCUAAUAGUACUAACCAUAGUAAUAACAAUAAUCAAUCAUCAUUGCUUGCUCCAUUUGCCAUACAACAACAACAACAACAACGUGAACUUAGGUCCAGCACUGAAAUCCAACAGCAGCCAUCGAUAGGAACUGCAGUAACUGAUGCUACAGCCAUACCUGUUCCAGUCGCUGCUAUGACCAGCAACACAGAAAUACCCAAUGCCAAACGUUUUGCUUCACCGGUGAAUACCAGUCGCCUUAAGCUCACUCCCAGCCCAUCUAAAAGUGGCAUAUCGGCGACUACAAAUGCAGAUAGUGCUUCAACAUCAACCACAUCGACGGCCACAACUAUGGUGCCCACCACUGUGGGGGAAAUAUGUCGUCGCUCAUCGGAUUCGGAUUUAAGUGUUACUCCCAAAGGAAAUUCAAUUUGUGUGGCCAGUGAGCGUUUAGUAGCUGCCACAGCCAUGAUGCGUCUAUCUCAGCCUGUGGCAAAAACUGGAGCAACAGCUGAUACGCUAGAUAUGCUGGAAUACCCCUUCUUGACCAUGACAAAAUAUCCUACAGGCUUCAUACUUCAUUUGGGUGCAACUGUGGCAGCCCGCUCAGUGAAAUUACUUGAACGUGUACCCAAUCCCGAUGAACCGGAGGUGCGUGAUAGCUGGUGGACUGAAUUGCGUAUGGAGAUACGUUCGCAUGCCCGCUCUCUGGGUUGUAAUGUGGUAUUGGGCUACGCGGAGACCACAACCAUUUCUGAUGAUGUGUGUGUAUUAUCCGCCACUGGAACGGCGGCUGUGAUCAACAUGGUGUUCAAUAGAUCAAUUUCACAAACCGAUAUAUUUGCAAUAUCCAAGGCCGCGACUACUCUGCCACCAGGAGGCAUGUCCACUUCUCUGGAAGAACGGGACGCAAAUGGCAGCGAACCAAGUGUAAGCAAAGAAAGCGGUUCAACAAGUGGAGCUGGCGGCUCGAGUACAGGCAAGCGUUAUGGAAUGCCACCAUUGCUUAAUGGCUCUCGCAAUACUUGCGUCAUUUGUCAUAUACCCUACAAUUUGAGCUCUGUGCCCUUCAAUGUGAAAAUGAAGAAAUGUGCGGUUUGUCGCAAGGGUCGGGUGCCCGACGUCCUAUUGGCCACAUUGGAAGUACCCGAGUAUUUACAGGUCACCGGACGCGGUUGCUUCAUGCAGGCUCAAGUGGUACGCGCUAAAAGAGAUUUGCGUUCCGAAUUGAAUGCCAAAGAGAUUUCCGAUGGUCUACCAUUUCUUGAAUACGAGCUCCAUCGGGUUUUGAUCAAUAAGCUUAAGGCCAAGGGAAUGAAUGCCAUUUUCGGACUACGUACACAAGUUGCCAUUGGAGAGCGAAUGAUUGCUUUAAUAGCCACCGGAACAGCCUUGUUUCUAACAGCAUUGCCGGUGCCUCAAGUACCCAAAAUUGUGGCCGGAAAUUCGUGGACUGAUAAGCAAAAGCUAAAUGAGUUGCAAAAGAAAUUGCAAGAGACAUUUGAACGUAACCAGGAGAUCUAUCAGCUGAAAAGUAUGGAUCCCGAUUUAGCUUUAGCAUCAGGAACUGCCGCCACGGGCCAAAAUGCAUCCGGUGAAAGUCGUCAAUCUGAAUCAGAUGAUUCCGAUGAGGAGGAAAUUAAUGAAAUCGAUUUGAAUUGCGGCAAUAAAGAGUUGUGCGUCCUGGAAGUGGAUGACAUAGAAGACUUAGAGAUUAUAUCCUUGCUAAUGGAACCUUAUCCACCGGAGGGAUUUCAUGUGGUUAAUACCCAGAAUGUACCUGGAAUGCAGGAAAUGGAUACGGUAAAGAAUUUGCAAAUGUUUACCCAAGUUUGGCGUGCGCGCCUCGAUGUGGGACAGAGUGUCAAUGGAUUUCCAAAACAUUUUCAACGCUUACUGCAGACAAUUUACUUCAAAUUGCGCACCAUGAUACCCUGUGCUAUAUGCGAUUUGCGUUUUCGUUUGGAUCUACCCGAAACGGAUCAAAUCCAAUUACUAGUGACUGGUAUGGCUAUGGGUCUAACUGAUGGCAAUAAAAUGAAAUAUCGCCGCCGUCAACAACCGCAACAGCAGCAGAAUGGCCUCCAUGAGGUAGCUACUAUAGCCGCCAUGACAGCGCCACCACCUCAAUCUUUGAUAAUGCAUCCCACGCAAUCGCAACCGGAGAUAAAUGGCAAACGUCAGCUACAAGAAGAAGAUUACAUAUUCCCUCUCGAUGAGGAUCAAAUGGUGGAUACACCGACACCAACUAGCUCUGCCAUACCACCAUUUGGCAUGAGUUCUUUUAAAAUGCGCAAAACGUCACCAUCACGGCUGGGCAAUUUGGGCAACCUGACACCGGGUCUUUCACCAGCAGCGAUAGCACACAGGUCCCUUAACGCGGCUCCAAUUCCGCGUAAUCGUUUUUUUCCCCUGCGGGAUCGUUUUGGUGUGGAUUUGACGCCAUUGAGUUUUAUACCCGGUGGACGUAUUGAGAAGUAUUUGGGCAAUUUGAAUUUCUUCUUCAUCCGAGAGAGCACUUCGAUACGCGAGAAUGGUGGUAUUAGUGGCUUUGUUCAUGGCUUUAUAACCGAAUUACUAGCUGUAGUCAGAGCCCACAUAGCUUCAGUGGGUGGCAAUGCCAUGGUCUCAUUUUACAUCACGGAAUUGAUAUUGUUUGAUAAUCAGCAUAAGAACCAGGGUCAGUGCCUGAUUAGCAUUGGCGGCGAUGCUGUCUAUGUUAGCUACUACGCUGAUGACUGAUAUAAACGUUUGCGGGGCAUAUAGCGCUUAUUUUACGCCAACCGUCCCAAGAGUCUUUAUUUGUGAAGAAACAAAUGUACUAUCAACGCCAAGUUUACUUAGCCCUCACUCUCUAUAUGACUAUAUCCAUGACUUCCUCUUCAGCACUGACUUUAUGACAAUUGAUUGCCCAGCAUUCUUUAAUUUAUACAGUGGUACUUAUUGCAUGAUAGUCGAGAGCUUGCUCUAGACAUAUUUUCUUACCAACCAGAAAACAGAAAUCCAAACCUAUUUUAAGAAGGUGAAACACUUUUUAGAACUAGUUUGGCAUCUUUCUGGUUGCCUUCCCAAAAAUACAAAACAAUUAACUCUACUUAAACUAAACUAGUUCUAGUUGAAUUCUACUUAUCUGCAAUAUACGAACUGUGAACUGUUCUAUCUUUAACCUUAGAGUAGUGUGAAUUUUGUUCAAUCUUGUUAUGUCUAACUUUUUUUUUGUUUUUUGUCAACUUAUUGUACAUAUAGCUUAUAGCUGAUGUUUAUUGAAUUUAGAAAUUAUAUAUCUAGCUAGAAAGAUGAUACACAAUACACAUACGUAUAAACAUAAAAUACAAUAGAUAAAAAUACAUAUUUGAAUGUAUGUAAAAUAUAGUAAUAUAACGAAAUGGUUGCAAAAUAAAAUCAAGAAAACUUUUGCUCAAA
Messenger RNA from Drosophila willistoni, 5551 nucleotides. RefSeq names its product C2 domain-containing protein 5. Lineage: Eukaryota; Metazoa; Arthropoda; Insecta; Diptera; Drosophilidae. Gene Ontology annotation, molecular function: calcium ion binding; calcium-dependent phospholipid binding. Gene Ontology annotation, cellular component: plasma membrane. Gene Ontology annotation, biological process: positive regulation of D-glucose transmembrane transport; protein localization to plasma membrane; positive regulation of vesicle fusion. Bases 146 to 4870 code for a protein of 1574 amino acids. The record is from RefSeq and is a predicted model, not a curated record. The transcript is spliced from 10 exons.